UCCGUGAAAGCCCGAAACCCAUUAGAACACAUUGGGAAAUUGUAAACUAAUAUAUAUAUAGAGGUUAGUUAUUUUAUUUCAUAUAGUGUGCUUUUAUAAUUGAACACGUUGUGCCUUGUCCUUAAUGGCACCGCAGAGCUCUUUUGCUCAAAUCCUCUGGCCAGACCCGGGCGCGCAACAGCCAUCAUGAGGAAGAUGAGGAAAAGGCAAAGCGCGCACAUUGGCUGCAGUCACAACCACGGGGAUCUCUGCCGUGUUUGUGGACUAUCCACACUUGGGAAUAUAUUGCUUAAAAUGGGACGGUUCCUAAGUGCUGUCUGAAAAUAAAACACAACUAUGCAGAACAUACGACGAAGUAACCAACGCGUGGACCACUGAGACGGGACAGAGAGAAUCCCGCCAAGGGGUGCGAGGUGCCGAUGUGCCAAAUGUUGCCUCGUUCUGGACCACUGGAUGUGUAUCGCUUGAAUGGAUGUUCACUUUGAUUCUUAUGCAUUCUACUAGGCUUCUGCGGACUUGACCGGAUAGUGCCACUGCUAUUCGCUUUUAUGAAUGACCUGAUUGGCAUUGAAUUGGAUUUAUAUCGUACCCCCCUCCUCCCACGCUAAAAAAGACCUAAAGAUAGACUCUGGAUUUAUUGCCUCCUGUUUCCUCUCGCUCAUACCUGUGGAUGCCCAAACGCAAGCAGAGCGCGCAGUCCCUCCAGUGAUGCAGGAGACCUCUGGGAUAUAUGUGCACAGGGGUACAUGGUGUCUCUCGAAGUACACUGCCAACAUCCUUUACGGUUAGUACAAACUCAACUGUUGAAGCGAAACGAUUUGGAAGGGUUGGAUGGAAACAUUGCUUUUUUUGUGUUCGCAAACGAGCAUUUGACCUCUUCCACCUGGAGCACAGCAGCACGUCGGCUGGAUGCAGGCGCUGCGCUGCUGCUGUGCUUUCCAACGAUCCAUACAUGAGACUUUCCAUGGCGUACUGCUUCCACGAGGAAACGAGGGAACUUUCGUCAGCUGUUUUUGAUGUGCACACGACCGUUGUCUCCGUGACCCAGCAGCUGCGAUGAUAUUCCAGAUGAUAUCACGUUCAGCGCCAGGCAAUGUGAAGACAAUACAUGUGGAGUUCGGAUUAUCUUUUACUGGCAACAAAUGCAUAACCACGCAGAAACGCCUCGGGAUCAUCCAAUCCGAUUAAUGCAGCGGGGGAAACAAUCCCAAGAAGUUAUCAAUGAGCUGGCUUAUAAGGUUGACGAUUGACCCCAUGUAUAUUUUCUUAACAGUUUUGCAACCAAAUGAUGUUUAACUUUCACAGACCGGUUUAACAAAAUGAAAUAAACGAAGCGUAAGGUUUGCAAAGUGACAUGCGGACAGCUGGGGGAACUACUGCCGGAUUUCACGCUAGAAUGUCUGCUGCUGCUGCUGCAGGAUUUAAUGAAAGGGACGGAAUACCGUAGGGAAUACUCAUCAGAGGAGAAAUGGCUGCUACGGUAAGGAAUAUCGAGAUGACCCAGUCUGUGGGAGAGCUGGUGCCGAGACAGCACGCCUCUCCUCCAGUCAGGCUCUCCGUCUAACCCCCAGCCCACCACACACCAUUGCAGCAGAGGGGGAUUGUGAUGGGGUGACUUCCGAGAGCCUCCUGAGUUGCCCCCCCUGUUCUCUGUUUGAAUCGCGGAGUGAGAUAAACGAUGGAUCAUAAUUUCUCAUCCGUGCGAGACGGCGUGUUGCUACCCCCCGAGAGAGACUCCCCCAAGCGUGUUUUGACGGGAUGCUUCCUCUUCCUCCUCAUCCUCACCACGUUGCUGGGCAACACACUCGUGUGCGUCGCCGUCACCAAGUUCCGCCACUUGAGGUCAAAGGUCACCAACUUUUUCGUCAUCUCGCUCGCCAUAUCCGACCUCCUGGUGGCCAUCCUGGUCAUGCCGUGGAAAGCGGCCACGGAGAUCGUGGGCUCCUGGCCCUUCGGCGCGUUCUGCAACGUCUGGGUGGCGUUUGACAUCAUGUGCUCCACGGCGUCCAUACUGAACCUGUGCGUCAUCAGCGUGGAUCGUUACUGGGCCAUCUCCAGCCCCUUCCGCUACGAGCGCAAAAUGACUCCUAAGGUGGCGUGUCUGAUGAUCAGCGUGGCGUGGACCCUCUCCGUCCUCAUUUCCUUCAUCCCCGUGCAGCUCAACUGGCACAAGGCCCAGACCACCGGCUACGGCGCCGACCUCAACGUCACCUUCCCGGUGGACCUGCCGCCGGACAACUGCGACUCCAGCCUGAACCGCACCUACGCCAUCUCCUCGUCCCUCAUCAGCUUCUACAUCCCCGUGGCCAUCAUGAUCGUCACCUACACGCGCAUCUACCGCAUUGCGCAGAAGCAGAUCCGCCGCAUCUCGGCCCUGGAGCGGGCGGCCGAGAGCGCCAAGAACCGCCACGGCAGCAUGGGCAACAGCAACUCCAUGGAGGGUGAGAGCUCCUUCAAGAUGUCCUUCAAGCGGGAGACCAAAGUGCUGAAGACGCUCUCGGUCAUCAUGGGCGUGUUCGUGUGCUGCUGGCUGCCAUUUUUUAUCCUCAACUGCAUGGUGCCCUUCUGCGAGGCGGCGCGGGCCGGCGCCGGCGCUGACGGCGACGACGACUUCCCCUGCAUCAGCUCCACCACCUUCGACGUGUUCGUGUGGUUCGGCUGGGCCAACUCCUCCAUCAACCCCAUCAUCUACGCCUUCAACGCCGACUUCCGCCGGGCCUUCUCCACGCUGCUGGGCUGCCACCGGCUGUGUCCGGGCGGCAACGCCAUCGAGGUCGUCAGCAUCAACAACAACGCCGGCGGCGGCGGUCACCCGCCUCUGUCCAGCACCAACUCCCAGUACCAGCCCAAGAGCCACAUCCCCAAGGAGAGCCACCCCUCGGCCAGCUACCUGAUCCCCCACAGCAUCCUCUGCCAGGAGGAGGAGCCGGACAAGGAGGGCCGGGGGGUCUGUGGCCCCGGGGGCGGGGAGGGGGAGGGGCUGGGGAUGUUGGACAGCAGCGAGGCUGAGACGCGCGCGGCGGACGCUUCAGGGAACUCCGACAGCGACGCGGACGUCUCCCUGGACAAGAUCAAUCCCAUCACGCAGAACGGACAGCAUAAAGGCCUCCCCUGCUGAGCCAGUGCAGGGAGCUGAUGGCUCUUUGUGUGUGCGUGUGUGUGUUUGUGUGUUUGUGUGCGUGUGUGUGUGGGGAUGGAGGCGGGCAAUGUGCACAGAGGCCGUGGGAAAGGGGGUUUCACACAUGGCGACGGUGAUGUCCCCAAGGAGUUAGAUAACGGAGCGGACGUUACAGAACAGGACAUCUUGUUAAAAAUCACUGAGGAACCUUAACAAUUUUUCCAUGGAACCUAACCGAAUGUUUAAAAAAGUGAAGGCACUUUAUUCUGGAUAUAACUAUCUGCAAAAGACAUUCAGCAUUUAUUAUAGUAUUAUACAAUGCAGAUUUGCUGAUCAAAUGUCAUGAUUCGUUUCCAAGAUGCAGGCACAUAAUGUGUCCAUCUGGCAGGAUGUACAGUUUUUUGGUGACACCAAAUCUAUCCUGGAGAGAUUUACAACCAGUAUUUACAACAGAGGGCGGUGUAGUAAUAAUAGCUGUUUGUGUUGUAAGUAGCAGCUUUGUGUCUUUCAUAUUCUCAAACUAAAAGAGAGCCAUCUGGGUGAACUGA
Messenger RNA from Gadus morhua (Atlantic cod), 3666 nucleotides. RefSeq names its product dopamine receptor D1b (gene drd1b). The coding region runs from base 1679 to 3118 and encodes 479 amino acids. The transcript has a single exon. The record is from RefSeq and is a predicted model, not a curated record. Gene Ontology annotation, biological process: vasodilation; positive regulation of MAPK cascade; G protein-coupled dopamine receptor signaling pathway. Gene Ontology annotation, molecular function: G protein-coupled receptor activity; dopamine neurotransmitter receptor activity, coupled via Gs. NCBI's taxonomy places the organism in Eukaryota, Metazoa, Chordata, Actinopteri, Gadiformes, Gadidae. Gene Ontology annotation, cellular component: plasma membrane.